CGGAGCCCGGUGGAGCCCCGGGCAGAGGGAACCGGAGCGGGAACCGGAGCCCCCGCCGAGCCGGCAGCCGGAGAUGCCCUGCAUCCAGGCUCAGUACGGCACGGUGGGCGCCGGCCCCUGCCAGCGAUUCCCGGCCGAGCUGCUCAGCCCCGAGGGCGGCCGCUUCCCCAUGGAGGUGGCCGGAGCCGACCCCGCGGCCUCCCCCUCCCUCCCGAGUUUCAGCACCUUCAUGGAGGGCUACGCCGGGGAGUUCGACGCCUUCCUCUAUCAGCUGCCAACCACCGGCCAACCCCCCACCACCGGCACCACCUUCAAGCUGGAGGACUUCCAGGUGUACGGCUGCUACCCCGGCACCUUCGGUGGGCAGCCAGACGAGACCCUCUCUUCCUCCAGCCCCUCGGACUGUUACGGCAGCCCCUGCUCCGUCCCCUCCCCCGCCACGCCGAGUUUCCAACCCCAGCAAGCGCCGGGCUGGGAGGGCUCCUUCGGGGCUUAUUCCCCUCCGCCGAACUACGAGGGUGGGCGCUGGGCUGAGCCGACCAAGGGGGGUGGCUCUCAGCCCCCCUUUUUCGCCUUCGCUCCCCCGGCACCCAGCCCGGGGGGGUCCAGCAUGAAGGGGCAGUUGGGUCCCUCGCCCCGCUUGGACCCGCGGCUGCUGGACACGGACGCCUUCACCCUGACCCAAGGAUCCCCCGGGGGAGGGGGGGGUUUCUCGGGGCUGCCCCUCGCUCCUCCCUCGCCGCUGCUGGAGGGGCCGGCGCUGACCCCCGCCAAGGCGCGGAGCCCCGGGGGAGGGGGCGAGGGUCGCUGCGCCGUCUGCGGGGACAACGCCUCCUGCCAGCACUACGGAGUCCGCACCUGCGAGGGCUGCAAGGGCUUCUUCAAGCGCACGGUGCAGAAGAACGCCAAGUACAUCUGCCUGGCCAACAAGGACUGUCCCGUCGACAAACGGCGGCGGAACCGCUGCCAGUUCUGCCGCUUCCAGAAGUGCCUGGCCGUCGGCAUGGUCAAAGAAGUGGUCCGGACCGACAGCCUGAAGGGGCGCCGGGGCCGGUUGCCCUCCAAGCCCAAGCAGCCGCCGGAUGCCUCCCCCGUCAGCCUCAUCACCUCCCUGGUGCGGGCACACAUCGACUCUGUCCCCAGUGCCACCAAGCUCGACUACUCUAAGUUCCAGGAGUCGGUUCCGUGCCAGUUCGGGAAGGAGGACUCGGUGGACGUCCAGCAGUUCUACGACCUCCUCACCGGCUCCAUGGACGUCAUCCGCAAGUGGGCUGAGAAGAUCCAAGGCUUUCCCGAACUUCCCAAGGAGGACCAGGACCUGCUGCUGGAAUCAGCCUUCCUCGAACUCUUCAUCCUGCGCUUGGCUUACCGCUCCAAGCCCGAGGAAGGGAAGUUGAUCUUCUGCAACGGGGUGGUCCUGCACCGCCUGCAGUGCGUGAGGGGCUUCGGCGACUGGAUCGAUGCCAUCCUCCAGUUCUCCCACAGCCUCCACCGCAUGAACGUUGAUGUCCCCUCCUUCUCCUGCCUCGCUGCCCUCGUCAUCAUCACGGAUCGCCACGGGCUGAAGGAACCCAAACGGGUGGAGGAGCUGCAGAACCGGAUCGUGGGCUGCCUGAAGGACCACGUUGCUGCAGCCGGAACCGAACCGGCCCGGCCCGGCCACCUCUCCAAGCUCCUGGGCAAACUGCCCGAGCUCCGCAGCCUCUGCACCCAGGGCCUCCAACGCAUCUUCUACCUGAAGCUGGAGGACCUGGUGCCACCACCACCCAUCGUUGAUAAGAUCUUCAUGGACACGCUGCCCUUCUGAGCCCCCGUCCUGGGGGACACCUGGGACACCCCUUGGGGACACCUGGAAAACCCUCCAAGAUUUUUGGACCCCCUCCUGGGGACACCUGGGACCCCUUUGGGGACACCUGGGACUCCCCUGAGGACACUUUGGACUCUCUUGAGGACACCUGGGACCCCCCCAAUGUGGUUGGGACUCCCUAAAGACACCUGGGACCCUCCUGGGGACACCUGGGACCCCCUGAGGACAACUAGGACUCCCGUGGGGACGCCUGGGACCCCACAAAGGUGUUUGGGAUGCCCCUGGGGACACCUGGAAACCCUCAAAGAUUUUUGGAGCACCCCUGGGGACACCUAGGAGCCCUUUGGAGACACCUGGGACUCCCUUGAGGACACCUUUAACCCUCUUGGGGUUACCUGGGACCCCCCAAACGUGUUUGGGAUGCCCCUGGGGACCCCUUGGACCCCUUUGGGGACACCUGGGAUCCCCCAAAGGUGUUUGGGAUGCCCCUGGGGGCACCUGGGACACCCGAAGAUGUUUGGAUCCCCCGGGGGGGACACCUAGGACCCCUUUGGGGAUACCUGGGACCCCCUUGAGGACAACUAGAACCCCCUUGGGGACACCUGGGGCUUCCUAAAGCUGUUUGGGACCCCCCUGAGGACACCUGGGACCCUCUUGGGGACACCUGGGACCUCCCAAGGUGUUUGGGACACCCCUGGGGGACCCUCCCGAGAUGCGUGGGACCCCCGUGGGGAAGCCUGGGUCCCCUCUCAGCAGUUUUUUGGGGACAUCCGUGUCCCCCAUGUGCCUUCACGGUGCCGGGCGCUGCUCCCGGUGCCGCCGCCUCUCCCGGGAGAGGGGGGGGGGGUCGCGGGUGCCCCCCCCUCCCCCGUGUAAAUGUCCCCGAUGUAAAUAGCGAGCGGUCGGAUCCUGUACAGAGCUGCGGGGCGUGGGGAGGGGGAGGAGGGGGCUCUGUGCCCACCCUCACCCCCACCUCAUCCCCCUCCCCUUUAUAUAUAUUUUUUUUUCUCUCUCUCUCUUUUUUCGCCUCUUUUGCCCGUUUUCUGUAUAUAAACUUGUACGGACCUCA
Calypte anna (Anna's hummingbird) is the source of this 2876-nucleotide messenger RNA. It is a transcript of the gene NR4A1, whose product is annotated as nuclear receptor subfamily 4 group A member 1. Gene Ontology annotation, biological process: regulation of transcription by RNA polymerase II; cellular response to corticotropin-releasing hormone stimulus. The record is from RefSeq and is a predicted model, not a curated record. Lineage: Eukaryota; Metazoa; Chordata; Aves; Apodiformes; Trochilidae. Gene Ontology annotation, cellular component: transcription regulator complex; nucleus. Gene Ontology annotation, molecular function: nuclear receptor activity; nuclear glucocorticoid receptor binding; RNA polymerase II cis-regulatory region sequence-specific DNA binding. Bases 74 to 1807 code for a protein of 577 amino acids. The transcript is spliced from 7 exons.